AUGAAACUGCGACAAUUCUUCUUAUUUGCUUUCACCUUUUGUGUUUUGGUCAUUGCAAUUUCUGCUACCAAUCGUGACUUUGACGAUGAUGAUGAUGAUGAUGAUAAUGAUGAUAAUGAAUAUCGUCAGCUUAGGGGAUUUCUAUGGCCUAAGAAAAGUACAACAAAUCAUGCAACGAUAAUCUGGACUCCAGAAACUACACAGUCACCUUGGAAUCCAUCAUCAGAAGCAUGUUCAUCUAAUCCUUGUGAACAUGGUGGUAUUUGUACUCCAAGAGGACAAAGGGGAUUUGAUUGUAGAUGUGUUGGUCCAUGGCGAGGUGUCUAUUGUGGCAUUGCUGAUGCAUGUUAUCGUUCGUCGUGUCAAAAUGGAGGUACAUGUAUGAAUGUAAUUGAUGAUUAUUGGUGUAAAUGUCCAACUGAUUAUUACGGAAAAAAUUGUGAAUCAAGAUUUUCUAAUCCUGGUGAUUCGGGGAAUAACUGUCGACCAAAUAUUUGUAAUACUGGUCGAUGUGUUUCUCUCAAAACAACUUACUAUUGUCAAUGUCCAGAUGAUCGUUAUGGUGAACAUUGUGAAAAACGUUUCAGUCAAUAUAAGCGUGGUUCUUCUGGUCAAAAAUCGCUUUACGAAUUAUUAAAUCAAGUUAAACGAGAUAUGCGUGAUCAAAUGCUUAUUGAUGAUAAUGAUAAUGAUGAAACAACUUUUGAUGACGAUGAAAAAUAA
This is a messenger RNA of Rotaria sp. Silwood1, 723 nucleotides long. The record is from the annotation of a GenBank genome assembly. NCBI's taxonomy places the organism in Eukaryota, Metazoa, Rotifera, Eurotatoria, Philodinida, Philodinidae.